This is a messenger RNA of Capra hircus (goat), 4987 nucleotides long. Its product is annotated as tubulin beta-3 chain. Gene Ontology annotation, cellular component: membrane; cytoplasm; microtubule. Gene Ontology annotation, molecular function: GTPase activity; GTP binding; structural constituent of cytoskeleton. The transcript has 6 exons. The record is from RefSeq and is a predicted model, not a curated record. The coding region runs from base 2147 to 4657 and encodes 836 amino acids. Gene Ontology annotation, biological process: G protein-coupled receptor signaling pathway; mitotic cell cycle; axon guidance. NCBI's taxonomy places the organism in Eukaryota, Metazoa, Chordata, Mammalia, Artiodactyla, Bovidae.
UCCUCAGGCUCUGGCUCCCAGGAGCUCCCUCAUGGGACGAGCCUCUGUGUGCCUGGCCCUCUUCUGGUUCUGGGGUUCCCACUCAGCCUCCACAUGCGGUCGGCACAUGGUCUCACGUGGUGUGUCCUCUGAGAGGGUGGCCAUGCCCCCCGCCCUGCCUGUCUCCCCUCACUCGUUUACUCCCGGGGGCAGAGGCGGACGGACUGCAGGGCUAGCUGUGGGUUUGCAUGGAUGGUUCCCAGGACCGUGACCAAUCGCAGCUCGGCGGUCCCGCUGUCCCCCGCCUGCGGGUGAGCACCAGAUGGGGAGUUGCGAGGCCUCCCCAGGAAGAGGGCUGUGGCUCCUGGCAAAGGCAGCCCAGUUCUCACGCCCUUUGAAGUCUCAGGCUGGGCGACUGGGGGUUGGAGAGGCGCAGGCAGCUCAAAGGCCUCAUUUAUGGGGCAGCAAUGACAUGGAAGCUGAAGGCAGGAUGCCACUCACCCAGUGGCCUUGGUUGGUACCUGGGGAGUCCUAGGCUCGCGUGGCUGGUUCAGGGCUGAGGUCCCAGCACAGGCCUUGCCGUGGCUCUUGCGUGGUCCUCUUCUGGGACCCUUUUCUCCUUUGGGGGUGGGAAGCUCGUGCCCAGCCAGGAACAGGCAAACAGUCCGCCAGCAGGUAAAAGGGUUUCCCUGAAUCUACCAAAGCUGAAAGUGUGGCUCUGACCAGGUGGUGUCACCCAGCAGCAAUGUUUGUGACAAACAGGAGCCGCCCAGAUGCCCACGUGGCCAGUGCUGUGCCAACCACUGAGUGCAGCCAAGAGAGUGCCUCAGUGCUGAGUGAGGACGGGCCCCGAGUCCUAUGGCACAGGUUCUAAAAUGGCAAGAACGAUGGUCAGGGAGUGGCUGCUGGGCAGGAGGCGCCCCGGAGAGUCUGGUGUGGUCCUGUUAGGUUGACUGGUUACGGAGUGCUGCAGUCCCAAGGAUGCUGGAUGCGGCAUGCACCAACCUGUGUGUUUAUAACUUGUGUACUGUCUCUCACCUGCCACAUGCUUCAAUAAACAGCAUCAACAGAGCCACAAAGGAGAGGGCCAUGUGAGUCCUGCACAGGGAAGGGAGGAGGGCACGGCGCAGGUGUGGGCCUUGCCCGUCUGGCGGGAGGAGGAGAGACCCUGACAGACCAGCACCCGUAGCAUACCAGCCCCAUCAGCCCACCUCUGACUCCCCGCCACCCCCCGGUGGGUCGGCCUGUACACCCCACCCUCCUCCUAGGAGGGUUUGUCGUCAGCACCACGCACUCCUCAGUGAGAAAGUGCUGGGGGGCUGGCAAGCGGCUGCAGACAAAGGUUUGUCCUUGAAGUGGUUGCUGGCUCUGGGCCGGCUGUGGUGACCUUUCACAGAGGAAAUGGGGGCUGUCAGGGAAGGACUGGCAGUGCCCCCCCCCAGCCCCCGCACCCCAGAGAGAAGCCACAGUGCAGUGAUGGGGCUGGGAGUCCUUGGGCGGGGUUGCCCUCAGCCAGCCUUUAACAUGAGUUAGGGGGAGGGUGGCUAGGGCCAGGCUGUGGGUUCCUGAGGCAAGAUUGGACGGCUUCAGGGAGGAGGUAAUGGUUUUAUGUUGGGCUUGGAAGAGGGUUGGAGGUCUCAGGCAGGUCUGCAGGGCCCCCACCCACCACCUGCAUCGCCUGGAGCACCCGUUGGCCGAGCACCAACUGCUGCACAGGCCGACUGCCUUGGUCUGACAGGCCCGGGUUCCGCCUGCGCCACCAGGUGGCGGACCUCGCUGCAGCCCGGCACACGCCCAUCAUGUGGCCACCUUCAGGAGGAGGGACGGACUCCGUGACGACUUUAAAGAUGCCAAGGAAGGCUCUGUUCUCCCUGGACCUCAGCCCACCGCGGCCGGGUAAGGCAGGAGGUCCCCACAGGACAGGAGGAAGCAAGCGGCCCAGAAACGUCUGCCUGUGGGCAACUGCACAUCCAGAGAAGAGGCAGGGAGGCGGACUGAGGGCGGAAGAGCGACACUGCACCCAGAGGGCUGGCCCCACGAGCUUGGGGCCAUGCCUGGGCCGACAUUUGUCCAGCCAGGGAGGGGGCGGUGUGAGGCUCCUCCCAGGGGAGCCAUGAGUUGAGCAGGACCCUGAGAGCAAGCACCCUUUCCUGCUCCCUGCGGGACGAUGCCUGCACUCGGCUCCCCGAGGCGGCUGCUGGGUUCCCUUAACUGCACACCCCCAGCCACCCUCCCCCUCACACUGGCCCCCAAUCGGACAGGGCCCCAGUGCCUGGAGGUGUCCAUCCCUGACGGGCUCUUUCUCAGCCUGGGGCUGGUGAGUCUUGUGGAGAACGUGCUGGUGGUGGCUGCCAUCGCCAAGAACCGCAACCUGCACUCCCCCAUGUACUACUUCAUCUGCUGCCUGGCCAUGUCCGACCUGCUGGUGAGCGUCAGCAACGUGCUGGAGACGGCAGUCAUGCUGCUGCUGGAGGCUGGUGUCCUGGCCACCCGGGCGGCCGUGGUACAGCAGCUGGACAAUGUCAUUGACGUGCUCAUCUGCAGCUCCAUGGUGUCCAGCCUCUGCUUCCUGGGUGCCAUCGCUGUGGACCGCUACAUCUCCAUCUUCUACGCCCUGCGGUACCACAGUGUCGUGACACUGCCCCGCGCGUGGAGGAUCAUUGCAGCCAUCUGGGUGGCCAGCAUCCUCACCAGCGUGCUCUCCAUCACCUACUACAACCACACGGUCGUCCUGCUGUGCCUCGUUGGCUUCUUCAUAGCCAUGCUGGCCCUGAUGGCCGUCCUCUAUGUCCACAUGCUGGCCCGGGCCUGCCAGCAUGCCCGGGGCAUCGCCCGGCUCCAGAAGAGGCAGCGCCCCAUUCAUCAGGGCUUUGGCCUCAAGGGCGCUGCCACCCUCACCAUCCUGCUGGGCGUCGUCUUCCUCUGCUGGGGCCCCUUCUUUCUGCACCUCUCGCUCAUCGUCCUCUGCCCCCAGCACCCCACCUGUGGCUGCAUCUUCAAGAACUUCAACCUCUUCCUGGCCCUCAUCAUUUGCAACGCCAUUGUGGACCCCCUCAUCUAUGCCUUCCGCAGCCAGGAGCUCCGGAAGACGCUCCAAGAGGUGCUGCAGUGCUCCUGCUGUGGGAAGUCCCGCUCCAAGGACUUCAUGACCAGCACAGGAGGAGUCUUCGGCGGCGCCCGGGGAUUGGCCGCGCGCGAUGACGCCGGGCCGGGCGAGGCGGGCGGGGCCCCGCCUAUAAGAGCGGGCGGCGGGGGCGGCAGAGCCUCCGCAGCCAGCUGCAGCCGGUCCGCUCGCGUCUCGCAGCCGCCCGCCAUAGCACCGAGCAUGAGGGAGAUCGUGCACAUCCAGGCCGGCCAGUGCGGCAACCAGAUCGGGGCCAAGUUCUGGGAGGUCAUCAGCGAUGAACACGGGAUAGACCCCAGUGGCAAUUAUGUGGGCGACUCAGACCUGCAGCUGGAGCGCAUCAGUGUCUACUACAAUGAGGCUUCUUCACACAAAUAUGUGCCUCGAGCCAUCCUGGUGGACCUCGAGCCUGGAACCAUGGACAGCGUCCGGUCUGGGGCCUUUGGGCACCUCUUCAGGCCUGACAACUUCAUCUUUGGUCAGAGUGGGGCUGGCAACAACUGGGCCAAGGGCCAUUACACGGAGGGUGCCGAGCUGGUGGACUCGGUCCUGGAUGUGGUGCGGAAGGAGUGCGAGAACUGCGACUGCCUGCAGGGCUUCCAGCUGACCCACUCCCUGGGUGGUGGCACAGGCUCGGGCAUGGGCACACUGCUCAUCAGCAAGGUCCGCGAGGAGUACCCUGACCGCAUCAUGAACACCUUUAGCGUGGUGCCCUCGCCCAAGGUGUCAGACACGGUGGUGGAGCCCUACAACGCCACGCUGUCCAUCCACCAGCUGGUGGAGAACACGGACGAGACCUACUGCAUCGACAACGAGGCACUGUAUGACAUCUGCUUCCGCACCCUCAAGCUGGCCACGCCCACCUACGGGGACCUCAACCACCUGGUGUCAGCCACCAUGAGUGGGGUCACCACCUCCCUGCGCUUCCCGGGCCAGCUCAACGCCGACCUGCGCAAGCUGGCCGUGAACAUGGUGCCCUUCCCGCGCCUGCACUUCUUCAUGCCCGGCUUCGCCCCGCUCACUGCCCGCGGCAGCCAGCAAUACCGGGCGCUGACUGUCCCUGAGCUCACCCAGCAGAUGUUCGAUGCCAAGAACAUGAUGGCAGCCUGUGACCCGCGUCACGGCCGCUACCUCACUGUGGCUACCGUCUUCCGAGGCCGCAUGUCCAUGAAGGAAGUGGACGAACAGAUGCUGGCCAUCCAGAGCAAGAACAGCAGCUACUUCGUGGAGUGGAUCCCCAACAACGUGAAGGUGGCUGUGUGUGACAUCCCACCCCGCGGGCUGAAGAUGUCCUCCACCUUCAUUGGCAACAGCACAGCCAUCCAGGAGCUGUUCAAGCGCAUCUCAGAGCAGUUCACGGCUAUGUUCCGGCGCAAGGCCUUCCUGCACUGGUACACAGGCGAGGGCAUGGACGAGAUGGAGUUCACCGAGGCUGAGAGCAACAUGAACGACCUGGUGUCCGAGUACCAGCAGUACCAGGACGCCACGGCCGAGGAGGAGGGUGAGAUGUACGAAGACGAUGAGGAGGAAUCCGAGGCCCAGGGCCCCAAGUGAAGCAGCUGAAGGGGUGGGACGCGGCUGCGGCCAGGACCAAGUGGUCUGUCCCCCGAGCCAUGUAGCCACUGACACACCCCCAAUCUCACCCCCACGAGGUUCAGUCAUGUCACCCUGGGGCUCCCAAGUGUUUUUCCUCCAGUAUUUACAGCAUCCCUGCCCUGCGUGAGUUCUCUCAGCUAUCUUCCGCCUUAGGUCAAAUCCGUUUCCUGUCUCUGCUUUAUUGUUAGCUCCAGGCCUGAUGUUUCAUGUUUUGUUUUUUUUUUUAAACUGGUUUCUGUUUAUAUUUGGGGGGGAAUAUUUAAUAAAUUUAUUGCUGUCAGAUACCCA